AUGUGUAAACAUAUUCUUAAUACACAAGUAUCAAUUAGAGCAAAAUGUUGUAAUAAAUGGUUUGAUUGUGCAGAUUGUCAUAGAGAAGUAUCAGAUCAUGAUAUUUAUAAAAGUGAUGAAAUGAUAUUUGCAUGUAAAAAAUGUAAAAAAGUAUUUAGAAAAACUAUAUCAACAUUUGAAGAAGCAGAUGAAUAUUGCCCACAUUGUGAUAAUCAUUAUUAUUUAGAAGCCGUAAAACCACAACCAAAAAUUUCAAUUGAAUUAGAUGGUGAUGAAAGACUUGAAACUUUAAUGUUAGAUCCAAGACAAAAAAGAUUAGAUAAAUCAAUGUAUGAUGGUCAAGAAUAUGAACAAUAA
Molecule: messenger RNA, 357 nt
Organism: Dictyostelium discoideum AX4
Lineage: Eukaryota; Evosea; Eumycetozoa; Dictyosteliales; Dictyosteliaceae
Exons: 2
Coding region: 1-357 (118 amino acids)
Molecular function (GO): zinc ion binding
Source: RefSeq, a predicted model, not a curated record